AUGUUGUGGCUUGGAAUAUUUGCAUGUGGGAGCCGUGUGAAUGGAUUGGAGAUGCCGUUAUUUAAAAGAAAGCCAUUUGCUUUGGCGGAAAAACCAAAGGAUUUGAAGCCGAAUGAACUCGUGUUCCAAGUUCGGUUUACUAAAGAGAUAUUUAGGGAUUAUAGUGAAUAUCUGAGACGAAUAAACCUGUAUCGCCAUAGGGUGUGGACAUGCAAAUUGACAGGAAAGAAUUACUUGACGUAUGAGGAAGCUUUGGUUUCGGAGAAGAAAGCUGCAGAAGAAGUUCAGAAGUUCCCUGAGGAACUAGUGGCUCCAGUUCUUCGCGAUGUGCAAUUCAGUUCUGAUAUCACUGCAUUUUCUGAAUCCCAACAAGAAUGGAGCGCAAAGCACUUCAUUGACGUAGUUAUAUUGUCAUGUUCAUGCUUUAGCCUUGUGUCUGAGAGUGGAGAGCACUACUUCAUGGUUUGCUGCUGGAAUAAAUGCAACUUGUUCCAGCUCCAAGGAUCAAGUGCAAAACUAAUCAAACUAGAACUAGGUAUGCUCAGUUUAAAAGAUCUUGGGGAUGCUGUUGCUCAAAAAUUACAGGGCUGUCUUUCAGAAGGUAGUGAAUUAUAUGGGAGGAAAAACAAUCAUGUAUAUUCCUGCAAAAUCGAGAGAGUUGUGAAGGAUGGUGAGAAAACUCGUUAUGAGGUUGCAUGGCUAGACAAAUAUGAAAGACUGCCUGAGAAUACAGCCGUCGACGAAGAAGAUCUGAUUAGGUGCAAAUUGCGAUUUAGUAGAGCUUUUCUGAAGUCUUUUAUCAGAGAAUCUACAUAUCGUAGUAUUCCUUGGGUCUUGCAUGAAAAAUUGGCAAAGAAGCAUGGGAUUCCAACUGAUCCCCCAGAUGAUCUUAAAGACCAAUUUUUUAUGCAGGAUGGAGUGGUUGUUGUAAAUAGGAAGAGAAAGAAAAGUGAAGAUAGAGAGGCUAAAGAGAAUGGCUUCCAAGAUCCCUACGAGAUAGGAAGAGAGUUGUUUCUUCUACUUAUUGGUACUUACAUUGUCAAGUCUGAUCAAGGAUACUUACAUUGCACCCAAGAAUCAUUUAUUUCAAGAAAGCUACCUCUUAUUCCACCUUUAUCCUCACAUGUUGGAACUGAAGACAAACUGAAGGCACAGUCCAUUAGAUAUCCAAUCGAUGAUCUUUUGGUGCAAUACACAGAGUUCGAUAAACAGUUGGCUGAACGCCCUCCUCCAUGCAGGGAAUUUAACGUCCCAAUGGAAUGUGUAGGGGAUCACUUGAUGGUCUGGGAUUUCUGUACCUCAUUUGGCAGGUUAUUGCACCUGUCACCAUUCUCCCUUGAAGAUUUUGAAAGGGCUGUCUGUCAAAAAGGCAGCAAUAUUGUUCUCAUAACUGAAUGUCAUUCAGCCCUUCUUCGUUUUCUUUUGAAAGAUAACAGUGAGUAUUUCAUAGCUGUACAGAAGAAAAGACCAAAGCUGAAGAUUACUUUAGUCACCUGGACAGAGUAUUUGUCUGAUUUUUUGGAAUUGACUGGUAUUGUUGAAUUGUCUAAUCAUGUUGCAACAAUUAAGAGGGGUCACUAUGGCCUUCUAGAUAUUCAGGCCAAAUUGACAAUCUUGCGUGAACUGGUCUGUCGAGUCCUUGAGACAGAGUAUUUUAAGGAGAAGUUGGAUGAGGAUAUUGAAAAGCAGUAUGCACUUGCAGCAACAAGGAGAGAGGAAAUUUUGGAAGAAUCUAGGAAGAAGAGAGAAGACCAUUUGAAAAUCCAGUCUAAUGGGAAGGAAGCAACAAAAGGGCGUGGCAACUCCUCAGAUACUGGGAGUGAUAACCACCUCAGAGAGAAUGGAGAUAUGCCAAGUAGCAAUGGCAAACAGACAUCUCCAUCAAAACAUUCAUUUGAAAACAGUGAGAGUGAGCUAACAAUCUCCUCAUUGAAAAAUUCUAAGAAGAGAAAGGUUGACGUCAAAAAUUCUACAGCAAAGAUGAAUGCUUCCUCUAAGAUUGCUUCUGAUAAAUUGAUAAAGGAUGAAGGGAAGGAAAUGUUAGAAAGCAGGAGUAUGGACCAAAGAGCUGCUCACAAAAUGCGGAAGAAUGAGAUAAAGGAGCAUCUUGAAAACAGGAGUAAGGAGCAAAGGAAAGAAUAUCUUGAACGGGAAAUAGAGAAAAGAGUGAUACGCACCAAUCCAUUGGGAAAGGACCGAGAUUAUAAUAGAUAUUGGUUUUUCCGCCGUGAUGGAAGAAUAUUUGUUGAGAGUUCAGAUUCCGUCGAGUGGGGCUAUUACUCUUCCCAGGAGGAGCUUGAUGCUCUGAUUGGAUCACUGAAUGUCAAGGGUGAAAGGGAGAGGGCUCUUAAAAAGCAACUCGAAAAUCUCUACCACAAAAUAAGCUUGGAACUUCAAAAGAGAUCGAAGGAGGUGGCUCAGAAGGCAGAAACAGACGAUGCUGAUGUUCGGAGAUCAACACGUGUCCGUGCUCCACCAGGAGAUAAUCCUGCUCUUGCCUUCUUGAAAGAAAGAAUUAUUGAUGUUAUCAACAACAAUCUGGAGGAAGGUUUUUCAGUUUGUGUGCUUCUCAUUCAAGAUAUAGUUGCACUUCUCUACCACUUCUUAAGGUUAUCUACAGCGUCCAGUGAGGGCGUACAUAGUGCGGAAAAAGGUUUGCUUCAUUUAAUGCCAACAGUAACAUUUGCUGGCACUAGACCACCAGAAACAGAAGUUUACACGAAUGUCAAAUGA
Molecule: messenger RNA, 2733 nt
Organism: Solanum verrucosum
Lineage: Eukaryota; Viridiplantae; Streptophyta; Magnoliopsida; Solanales; Solanaceae
Exons: 16
Coding region: 1-2733 (910 amino acids)
Source: RefSeq, a predicted model, not a curated record